GAAGCGCAGGAGGCCCAGCGGCGUCAUGGCGUCCGGGCGAGCGGCGGGCAGGCUCAGCCUGAAGGAGCAGCGCUACGACCGGCAGCUCAGGUUAUGGGGUGAUCAUGGACAAGAGGCUUUAGAAUCUGCUCACAUUUGUGUGAUAACUGCAACAGCCACCGGAACAGAAGUCCUCAAAAACCUAGUUCUACCAGGUAUUGGAUCAUUUACAAUCAUAGAUGGAAAUCCAGUCACUGGGGAAGACGUUGGAAACAGCUUCUUCCUGCAAAGAAGCAGUAUUGGUCAAAAUCGAGCACAGUGUGCCACAGAACUGCUGCAAGAGUUGAAUAAUGAUGUCUGUGGAAAUUUUGUGGAAGAGAACCCAGAUAAACUUCUAGACAACGAUCCUUCUUUUUUUUGUCGGUUUAAUGUAGUGAUUGCAACACAACUGCCAGAAAGUACACUACUUAGGCUAGCUGAUGUCCUGUGGAAUUACAACAUCCCCCUGUUAAUUUGUAGGACUUAUGGAGUAAUAGGCUAUAUGAGAAUUGUUAUUAAAGAACAUCCCGUUAUAGAAUCUCAUCCUGAUAACGCCUUGGAUGAUUUGAGACUGGACAAUCCAUUUCCAGAGCUGAGAGAACAUAUUCAGUCUUACGAUUUAGAACAUAUGGAGAAAAAGGAACACAGCCAUAUUCCAUGGAUUGUGAUUGUAUCCCAGUAUCUAGAAAAAUGGUGUAAUGAGAAUAAUGGCCAGAUACCUAAGAAUUACAAAGAAAAGGAAGCCUUCCGUGAGAUGAUUAGGCAAGGAAUUUUAAAAAAUGAGAAGGGAAUCCUGGAAGAUGAGGAAAACUUUGAAGAAGCCAUUAAAAAUGUCAACACCGCUGUAAUUGCUACUAAGGUACCAAGUGGUAUUGAAGACAUUUUCAGUGAUGAACAUUGUAUCAAUCUCUCACAGCAGACGCCAUCUUUUUGGAUCCUGGCUCGAGCCGUAAAAGAAUUUGUGAGCAAAGAAGGUCAAGGGAAUUUACCUGUCAGAGGCACAAUCCCAGAUAUGAUUGCAGAUUCGAGUAAAUUUAUCAGCUUGCAGAAUAUAUACCGUGAUAAAGCCAAGAAAGAUGCUGAUGCUGUGUCUAAUUACGCUACAAAGCUGUUGCAGUCAGUUGGCAAGGCACCAGAAUCCAUUUCUCAAAAAGAAUUAAAAUUGCUUUGUAGUAACUCAGCAUUUCUUCACGUCGUACGAUGUAGAUCCCUUUCUGAAGAAUAUGGACUGAAUACUUCAAACAAAGAUGAGAUCACUUCCCAUAUGGAUAAUCCAGAUAGUGAAAUGGUGCUGUAUUUAAUGUUACGAGCUGUGGACAGAUUCUUUAAACACAAUGGUAGAUACCCUGGGGUUUAUAACUAUCAAGUGGAGGAUGAUAUUGGAAAACUGAAAUCUUGCCUCAAUAGUUUUCUUCAGGAAUAUGGAUUGCCUGUAACAGUUAAGGAUGAUUAUGUCCAUGAAUUUUGUCGAUAUGGAGCUGCCGAGCCACACACUAUAGCAGCAUUUCUAGGAGGAGCUGCUGCUCAGGAAGUUGUGAAAAUUGUUACCAGGCAAUUUGUAAUAUUUAAUAAUACCUACAUUUACAAUGGGAUGUCUCAGACCUCAGCAACAUUCAAACUGUAAAUCAGCCCACUACAUUGUUGGUAUCUGUAACUGCUUUUGAUUUGCAUUUGGUUCUGUUAAAAGUAUUGCUGAAAAGAAUGUAUAAUGCCAGUUCGUUUCUUUGUAUUAUUUUUGUCUUUCUAAAUUCUUUCAAAUUGUAAUAAAGAAUGUAUCUUGCAUUUCAAUAAAAGACACUGGAAGAUGGAAAUUAUGGCUUCUUCAAAAUGUGACCAGAUUACCUACAUUGAUUCUCCAUGUUUUACAUAUAUUUGUUGUGAGGAGAGGCAGUUGGAACUGAAUUUAGUUCUCCACAAAAAACAUAGGCUGGCUUACAGGACUCAGGAAAGUAUUUUUAAACAUUGUGCUAAAUAGAUAACUGAAGAAAAUGUGCAGUGGUAUUAAGUACAAUGUGAUUUUCAUGAGAUCUUCAGACAGUUGCUUGUGGCAUUCAGAUAUACUCCAUGAAAAGACUUGUUUACAAAGAGGAUUGGACAUUCAUUGAAAGUGAAGAAAAAGGCAGCAAUUUUUAACUGAUUUUUUUUCUUUCCCUUGCUGACACCAGUAUCUUUUUGCACAUUGUGCUGGAGGUUUCACAAUGCUUAGAGCAGCUUUUGGGGAUAUUUGGCUACAGUGGAAUGGAGCUGACAAAAACCAAUGUUCAGAUUUUCCUCUACGAUAACAGCUGUGGUCUAAAUUCUAGAUCCCACUCACUAUAAUAUAUAAUGUUAUUCUCAACAUUAUGAAGGUGUCUUCAAACCAUUAAGAAAACAUAAAACAUUUUGGAAAAAGAUUCAUGAUAUUAUGAUGUAUUCUGAUUUACAUACAAUAAACAUUUUAAUGGGU
Messenger RNA from Crotalus tigris (Tiger rattlesnake), 2464 nucleotides. RefSeq names its product NEDD8 activating enzyme E1 subunit 1 (gene NAE1). The coding region runs from base 26 to 1642 and encodes 538 amino acids. Gene Ontology annotation, molecular function: ubiquitin activating enzyme activity; NEDD8 activating enzyme activity. The record is from RefSeq and is a predicted model, not a curated record. The transcript has 20 exons. Gene Ontology annotation, biological process: ubiquitin-dependent protein catabolic process; protein neddylation; protein ubiquitination. Gene Ontology annotation, cellular component: cytoplasm; nucleus. Lineage: Eukaryota; Metazoa; Chordata; Lepidosauria; Squamata; Viperidae.